AUGGAACAAAGAAACCAAACAGGUGUUUCAGAAUUCUUUCUCCUAGGACUGACAACAGAUCCAGAAAUGCAGCCUCUCCUCUACAACAUCUUUCUGUUCAUGUACCUGGUCAUCAUCCUAGGAAACCUACUCAUCGUCCUUGCUAUCAGCUCUGACUCCCACCUCCACACACCCAUGUAUUUCUUUCUUUCCAAUCUGUCAUUUUCUGACAUAGGUUUAAGUACAACUGUAAUCCCAAAGAUGCUGCUGAACAUCCAGACACAAAAACAGUCUAUCACUUACAUUGGCUGCCUCAUACAGGCGUGUGCUGUCCUCGUGUUUGGAGGUUUUGAAAACUUUCUUCUUGCAAUAAUGGCCUAUGACCGAUAUGUGGCCAUUUGUUGCCCACUGAGAUACACAGUCAUUAUAAACCCUCGUCUCUGUGGCAUGCUGGUUAUAUUCUCUUUGAUCACUAGUAUUGUGAAUGCCCAUGUCCAUAGUCUAAUGCUUUUGAAAUUGUCCUUCUGUAAACACUUGGAAAUUCCUCAUUUCUUCUGUGAACUUGCUCAAGUUAUCAAGCUUGCCUGUUCCAAUACC
Chrysochloris asiatica (Cape golden mole) is the source of this 576-nucleotide messenger RNA. RefSeq names its product olfactory receptor 7G2-like. The transcript has a single exon. The annotation marks the transcript as partial. Gene Ontology annotation, biological process: G protein-coupled receptor signaling pathway. The record is from RefSeq and is a predicted model, not a curated record. Gene Ontology annotation, cellular component: membrane. Lineage: Eukaryota; Metazoa; Chordata; Mammalia; Afrosoricida; Chrysochloridae. Gene Ontology annotation, molecular function: olfactory receptor activity; G protein-coupled receptor activity.